AUGAUUGAUAAACCGGCCAGCACCGCAUCAGAGAACAGUCCGACCGACACUCCCUGGCGACCCUGGGAUCUGUCAAGCACUAUGUCGGGAAUUUCGAGCUCUCCCCUCGUCAUGUCUACUCCACGCCACAGUUCUGGAUCGGGUUCUGCCUACUCAAACACCUCCUCCAUACCUCCGCUGUCGUUCGAAGAACUUAGUGACUUCGACGAUCAACCACAGAACCUCUCAGUAGGGGGAACCACCUCGCAAGAGAUACUCAAAGCAUCUUCUUUGCGAGGGCUGAUUCCACCGCCUAAUGUUCUUUUAGGCCUCCUUCGACAGCAUCCUUCUGACCCCGUCCUCUGGUUCAACUUCUUUUGUCAACUGUUGGCCACAAAGUGCCCACUUGUGAGCACGUUUACACCGAGUGUAGAGACGAAGCUGUCGCCUCCACCGGCAACAAUGGAAUGUCAAAUCUGUCACAAAACCUACAGCCAGAUGUCAAACCUGAAGCUCCACAUUCGAACCCACACACUGCCCUGUCGCUGCUCCUACUGCGGAAAGGCGUUUUCGAGGAAGUGGCUCCUCAAGGGACACGAGCGGACCCACACAGGUGAGCGGCCCUACUCGUGCCACGUGUGUUCGCGCUCCUUCGCCGAUCGAUCGAAUCUUAGGGCACACAUGCAGACCCACCAGAAGGUCAAGCGCUACAAGUGCCACAAGUGUCCCCGCUCCUUCUCCCGACUUGGGCUGCUCCAACGCCACGUGCUGUCGGGAAAAUGCGACGCCAGCCAUGGUCAAUAG
This is a messenger RNA of Mesocestoides corti, 783 nucleotides long. NCBI's taxonomy places the organism in Eukaryota, Metazoa, Platyhelminthes, Cestoda, Cyclophyllidea, Mesocestoididae. The record is from the annotation of a GenBank genome assembly.